Messenger RNA from Caenorhabditis angaria, 2374 nucleotides. Lineage: Eukaryota; Metazoa; Nematoda; Chromadorea; Rhabditida; Rhabditidae. The record is from the annotation of a GenBank genome assembly.
AUGGUGCAAUUGGUGUGAGUGGCGCCAACAUUCAACAAACGAAGUAUUUUACUCCUACUUAUUGAUUCACCAGUAGAAAAACAACGAAAUUCAUCAACCUAACUUCACCAAAAGCCGCAAAACGACAUGUCUGCCCAAAAACAUUAAGAUUUUCGCAAUUUUUCACAAUUAAAAUUUUCACUGAAUUUUGGCCAAAAUUCGACCAAUUUUUUGACCAAUUUCUGACCAUAUUUUGGCCAAUAAAUAUUUUUGAUCAAUUUUUGGCCAAAAUUCGACCAAUUUUCGUUUUUGGCCAAAAAUUGGUCAAUUUUUGGUCAACCUCCCAGGACCAGUGGGCUUGGCGCAAAUAAAUUGAAAACCGUCACAAAUUACAUUGAAGCCGCAAAAUUGGCAGUGAAUGUGAGAGAAAACGAGCAGAAAACCGCUUUUCAAAAACUCAACAAUGAAAGUGAAAAAGUGUUUCCAACAUUCUUGGAAAAUUUAUCAACAUCUGAAGCAGCUGAUGUUUUGAGAUUUUUGAUUCAAUUAAAUCCGCAAUCCGAUCUUAUUGAUGAAGUUCAGCGAAUUUUGAAUGAAGCUAAAGAUUUUGAUUGUGUCGAUUUCAAUACUUUGCUCAAAAUACUACGAUAUUCGAAUAAUGUAUAUCUCGAUCAAAAUAUUUUGAGAAAAGUCAGAAAUUCGGUUUUAACCAGAGCUCAAAAGUAAGUUUUCUUGUUAUUUUGAUAUUUUUAUCUAUUCAAAUAAUUUUCAGUGAACUCGAUAAACCUCAAGAUUUGAUAUCUUUAGUUCAUUAUGAUACAAAAUCUGCGUGGCUCCAAAAUGCAAAUUUCGUGAAAACCGCCGAAAAACUUGUGGAUGUUAUGGGUCCCGGAGAGAAGAUCGCAUUUUUGAAGAUAAUGGGCGAGAAAAAUCAGAGAAAUGUUCUAUUGAUUCGAAAAAUUUCUGCAGCAGUUUCCAGGUAAAUACAGGCAGGAACUUUUGAAUGAAAAUUUUCAACUAUUUUUUCAGAUCUUCUCAAUGCUUGACAAUCGCUCAAAUUCAAAAUAUAGUUCAAUCUCUAGUUGGUUUGUCCUAUUUUUCGCCACCAAUUAUGAAGAAAAUCAACGAAGAUUUACCGAAACAUUCAAAUGUUUUACAAAAAUGGAAUGAUGUUGUCAGUAUUUCGGAUUCACUUUUGAGAUUGCGAAUGGGAAAUGAGAAAACGUGGAGUUUUUUGAGUCGAUGGGCAACACAAAAUGCAAAAGAAGCGAGUGUUGAUCAAUUGACACGAUUUGUCUCAAUAUUGAGUAAAAUUGGAGUUCCGAUCGAGGUUGGCAAACCGCUGGCCGAAGUUUUGAAACCACUUUUGAAUCGCGAAAAAUUGCGUCAUCCAGUUGCAUGGCUAAAUAUUAUUCAUUCUUUGGCUUAUUUCCAACAACUUGAUGCAAAUUUGGCUGAUUCGGUUCUUAAUAAAGAUUUCGUGGAGAAUCUUUUGACAUCCUCGUUGUAAGUUUCUUUGGGAUUUGGUUCAGAAUUAGGAUUUUUCAUCAAAGUUUUUUUCAGAGAGAAGCACGAUAGACUUCGAAAAGCCUUGAUUCUUCUUUCCAUCAAUGGAUGUGCUGUGAAUGAAUUGGAAAAUUAUAAUGGACCAACAAUUUCGAAAUCAUCAUUGGAAAAAUAUGGAAUAUUGUUCAAUUCAGAUUCAGUGAGUUCUGAUUAUCUCACCCUCAAAUAUGUUCCAUUUUUCUUCAGAUCCGUGAGGCUCGACAAUUGAAAUACACAAAGAAUACAAAAGAAUGCGAUGAAUUCUUGGCGAAACUCUUCCAAAUUGCGCCAAGAGAUAAAUAUUGUAAACAUUCGGAUAUCGAAGAAUUUGGAACUUUUGUCGAUGCUUAUGUUAUGCCAGAAAAAGAAACGGGAAGAGUUGUUGCUGUCGAAAAAUGGAACACAAAUCCUCGACCGAUUUUCUUUUAUGGAUGGCAGCAAGUUAAACAGGUGAAUUUGUUUAUUUUGAAAUGCAGAAAAUUUUGAAAAAAAUCAAAGGUUUCUUGUUUUCUUCGAAACUAAAAAAACUAAUCAAUGAACUUUGAAAAUAUGAAAAAUUCCCUGAAAAGUUACCUCUUCUCAUUUUUAAAUGUUUUUUCUCAAAUAUAAAAUUCCAUUUUUCAUUCUAAACCUUUGUUAUUUUUCAAUUUCCUAUUUAUUUCCCAAACAAAUUAUAUUUUUCCAGGAUGUCGAAAAUCCCGAAAAUGUUCUGAUGGGUUCUGCUCAAUUGGAUUUGCGAUUAGCCAAAAAACGAGGUUUUUCACCAAUUGUUGUUUUCAAAACUGAUUUCGAUUAUUGUGCGACGGAUAUAGACAAACUCAAUAUGUUACGUAAUAAAAUACAUGGAUAA